This is a messenger RNA of Trichobilharzia szidati, 2677 nucleotides long. The record is from the annotation of a GenBank genome assembly. Lineage: Eukaryota; Metazoa; Platyhelminthes; Trematoda; Strigeidida; Schistosomatidae.
AUGUCGUCUUUAGGGACGGUAAAUGAGUAUGACUUCGAUUCAUCUGAUGAAGAAGAUGUGAGGAACACUGUUGGAAACAUACCUUUGCAGUGGUAUGAUUCUCUGGCACAUAUUGGAUAUGAUACAUCCGGCAGACCAAUCAUGAAGCCAGAUGUUUACAAUGGGAAAUCUGAUGCGAUUGAUGAAUUUCUUCGAAAUGCUAACAUUGCGGAUGGUGAAUCUGGCGUUGAGUGGCGUUCAAUACGUGAUCCACUAACAGGCCAGUUGGUGGUUUUAAGUGAUCGUGACUUGGAGAUUAUUCAUAAAACAUCUAAGGGUGAGGGUGUAAAGAAAUGGGAAGAAUGGUUCACUAAAGAUGUCAUGCAAAUGCCCUUGACUGCCCAUCCUCCUCAGAAAAGGAGCUUUAUUCCCUCUCUUCUGGAUAGAAGACGCGUUGGCAGAAUGGUUCAUGCAAUCAAAAGUGGUUGGCUUGUACCAAAAUUACCAUCUUGGGCGUUAAGUGAUCCAGAUGAUCCUGAAGAACUUCGAAGAUAUGCUGCAUACAUGACUUCAGGGAAUCCAGAUGUAUUGGAUGCAGAUUAUGAUGAAGAGCCUUUAAGCUUCAGUUCUUUCAAUGUAUCAUCCUAUGUGUUUCCAGAUGUUUGGAAUGAUCAAGACAAUGAAAUUAGUCAAGCAGAUACACAAACUGAUUCAUGGAGAUCAAAACUUCCAAUGUUAGCUUCAGAUUAUCGACCGCCAAGACCAAGACCGUAUCAAAAAGCUCCAGAAGAACCUUUGCCUGGACAUAUAGCUUCUUAUAAUCCACCUCCAGAAUUUAUACUAUCAAAAGAUGAGGAAAAGAAAGUUAUGAAAGCCUGGCGAGAACGUGUACACGAUGGGCAUGUAUCACGGAUUCCACCACAAAUGCCUCGCAAGUUUGCAUGUUUAAGGCAUGUACCAUUCUCUGAACGUUAUCUACGUGAACGUGAAGAACGUGUUAAAGAUUUAAUAAUGGCUACACGUUUUGAAAAACAACGAAUUUCAACUACACCUGAGGCUAUGCUACCACCUAUACCAAGUCUAUCACAAUUGAGACCUUAUCCAAGUCAUUUAGGAUUACAAUACAGCGGUCAUUCAGGACGUGUAACAUCAUUAUCUGUAUCACCAUGUGGGCAGUGGUUAGCAAGUAUAUCACCGUCUGAUGGUUGUUUACGUAUUUGGGAGACAUCGACAAACUAUUGUUUCCGUAUCUAUCGUCUUGUUAAUCCACAAACAAGAGAAAAAUUGAAUAAGUUGAAAACACCACCCACCAAGGAUAUAGCAUCAAAACAGAAAAAGACUGAUGAUAAUUCACAGGUGGCUGAUAAAGGUGAUGAUGCUGAUGAAGAAGAAACAGGACAACCAAGUGAUGAUGAAGAAAGUUGGUCACCAUCUUCUCCGUCGGCUAGUGUUGCAUGGAAUCCCAAUCCUGAAUUGCAUCUUUUAGCUGCAGCCAUUGGGACUCAGUUAUUCAUCAUUAAUCCAGCCUUGGGUGAUCGUGUUCGUGUGUCACACACUGAAGCCAGUCUCUUACAAUGGUGGUCAGAUAUGAAUGAAAAUAUUGAAAAUAUAUCUGUGUUAAAAGAUAAUAAUAAUAAUAAUGAAGAUGUGGCUGACAAAGAUGCACCACCAUCAACAAAACGAUCUCGAUUAGAUGAUGGUGAUAAUAAUAACAACAUGGAAAUUGAUCCAGACGAAGAAGAAGAGGAGGAGAAAGAAGCAGAAUUUGAAGUGAAAUCCAAGGCGAAAUGGACAAUUAAAAUACCACCUCAGAAUGUUGACAAAACAGCUAAAUCUAAAACACUUGAACGUCAUCGAAUCAUUAUCACUGUGGCUGAUCCAAUAGUCAGCUUGGAUUGGCAUCCCAAAGGUGAUUAUCUCCUUACUCUUUCACGUCCAAUACUUUCUUCACUUGUUCGUUCACGGUCAGCUAAACGCUUACUACUGCAUCGUUUGUCUAAAAUGUCUAGUCAAACACCAUUUGCUGAUACUGGUCGACCUGUUGAAUGGAAACAAGCAGCUUUUCAUCCAACUGGUAAACCACAUUUAUUUAUCGCCAGUGCAAGAGCAGUACGUGUUUAUGAUUUGGUUGAACAAAAAGAGUUACGUUGUUUACGUUUAGAAAGUUCAUCAAAUUUUGUUAGUUCAAUGGCAUUACAUCCAUCGGGUGAACAUUUAGUUGUUGGCACAUACGAUAGUCGUUUCAAUUGGUUCGAUAUUGAAUUGGGUAAUGUACCGUUCAAAAAGCUUCAGCUAAAGCAUGGUGCUAUUCGACAAUUAGCUGUUCACCUUCGUCGUCCGCUAGUUUCUGUUGCAUUAAGCGAUGGCACCCUUUUGAUUAUACACGGAAAAGUUAUUGAUGAUUUACUGUCAAAGCCGAUUGUUAUACCCGUCCAAUUAAUACGUACUGGACAACCAAGCAGUCAAUCGAAUGUUUUUGCCACUACCUUUCAUACACGACAACCGCAUGCAUACAGUGGUGGAGAAGACGGAAGUGUUAAACAGUUCGUAGCAUGGAAAAAUAAUCAUAAUAAUGAUAAUAAUAAUUCAUUCUAUGUACAUACAAUGUUAAUUUUUCUUCUGAUGAUCAAUCAUAUGUGAGAAGUAUAAAUAUUGUACAGAAAUAUAAAAUAUUUGGAGGGAGUGGAUAAUAGUAAUU